UUCACUAACACUCCUCAGUAAGCGACCACCCUCAGAGACGAACGAUGUCCAAGAUGAAACAACUACUUCUUAUUUUCCUGCCUGCAGUUUUACCAACAACAUGUGGAGAUAUGCUGGCACUGCAGUUUUGGUGCUUCUGGAGCUCGGAUGACUUAAGGGACAUGGUGUACAUAGACGCUUACAUCAUGAACAAGAUCAAGUACGCCGAGUUUAACAGCAGUGUUGGGAGGUAUGUGGGAUACACCGCCUCAGGCAUCAAGAGUGCAAAGAUCUGGAACGAAAACACAGCGUUAAUGGAGGGAAGAAGAGCCGAAGUGGAGACUGUCUGUAAGAGGAACGCUCGGAUUUACAACAGCGUCCUGCUCAGUCAAACAGUUGAGCCGCAGGUUAAAGUGAGGUUGGUGAAGCAGUCAGAUGGCUCUCACCCGGCCAGGCUGAUCUGCAGCGCUCAUGGCUUUUACCCUCCAUACGUUAAAGUGACCUGGCUGAGGAACGGUAAAAACAUUGAGGGUGACAUGACGUCCACAGAGGAGAUGGCUGAUGGAGACUGGUACUAUCAGGUCCACUCACAUCUGGAGUAUAAACCUGAAUCUGGAGAGGAGAUCUCCUGUGUGGUGGAACACGCCAGCUUCAAAAAGCCCAUGAGCUAUAAGUGGGUUCCCUCUACAUCUGAACCUGAUAAGAGUAAGAUCGCUAUCGGGGCUUCAGGUCUGGUGUUGGGUCUCGUGCUCUCAGCUGCUGGGUUCAUCUACUACAGGAAGAAAUCAUCAGGUCAGUGGAUUAACCAAGAGGAACACAGAAAAUUUAAAGAACAUGAAUGAUUAUUUGGACAUUGU
Messenger RNA from Clarias gariepinus (North African catfish), 836 nucleotides. RefSeq names its product HLA class II histocompatibility antigen, DR beta 4 chain-like. The record is from RefSeq and is a predicted model, not a curated record. NCBI's taxonomy places the organism in Eukaryota, Metazoa, Chordata, Actinopteri, Siluriformes, Clariidae. The transcript is spliced from 4 exons. Gene Ontology annotation, molecular function: MHC class II protein complex binding. Bases 45 to 821 code for a protein of 258 amino acids. Gene Ontology annotation, cellular component: MHC class II protein complex; membrane. Gene Ontology annotation, biological process: antigen processing and presentation of exogenous peptide antigen via MHC class II; positive regulation of T cell activation; peptide antigen assembly with MHC class II protein complex.